AUGAGUGAUCACACCACAAACCAAAACAACGACAGCCACAUUCUCAAUGAUGACGAGAUCGAAAGUAUAAUCAAUCCCAAUCAGACGGCGGCUGGCAAUGGUCACCAAAACUCACAGCCAGUGGUGGAGGACAUUGUAAAUCCCGCAUGGGAUCCUUCGAGUGCUAUGUCACCGGCCCACUUCGAUCCUCAGUCGACAGAGGGCUCGGGACAAGGCAUCUUCUCACCGCUGUCUACUCACGCCUCUUUGCUGCCCAUGGGUCAGGAACAUUCAGGAGAUAUCGUCAGACGGAGCACACCAUCCAGUUUCUAUCCUGGAACUCUCAACACCGAAACAGAGCGCCCGCCCAUUCACGAUUCUCUUCUAUCGGAUUCAAUUCUCAUGCCUUAUAGAAAUAGACUGCUGAAGCCAGUCGCGAAACCACAACCUUCUGUCUCUCCAAAACAAUUACCCAAACGGAAACUAACGAGCGCAAAGACUAGACCUGCUUUUGUCAACAAACUGUGGUCAAUGGUCAACGAUACUGCAAAUGCAGAACUUAUGCACUGGGCGCCCGACGGCAAAUCCUUCAUAAUCACCAACCGCGAGGGCUUCGUGCACAACGUUUUGCCCAGAUACUUCAAGCACUCCAAUUUCGCAUCUUUUGUACGCCAAUUGAACAUGUAUGGCUGGCACAAAGUACAGGAUGUACGAUCUGGAUCGAUCCAGGAGAAUUCCGACGAAAGAUCGCAGUUUGAAAACGAAAACUUUAUCAGAGACUCUGAAGAAUUGCUGGAUAACAUUGUGAGACAGAAAUCAAGUUCCAACAAUUCCAAAGAUCUGCUGGUGGGACAAAACGGCGAAGAAAUGGACAUCGGGAUACUGCUGAAUGAACUGGAAUCCGUCAAAUUCAACCAGAUGGCAAUUGCCGAGGAUAUCAAGCGUAUGUCGAAGGAUAACGAAUUGUUGUGGAAGGAAAACAUGAUGGCUCGUGAAAGACACCAGGCCCAGCAACAGGCUCUCAAUAAGAUUCUGCAUCUGCUGACAUCUCUCAUGGGUUCCAAUGCCCAGAAACUAUUGGGACACGACCUCGCCAACCAGCUGGCGCAGACAAACUCCGGCUUCAACGAUAUACCGACAGGAAAUACCAACUACUGGGAUUUGGGUAGCAUGAAUAGUGCGAUGACCCGGCCAAGACUGCUGUUAAAGGACAGUCAGGCGCAUAAUCUAUCAAAAAACCACAUGAACACGCAAGACAGCGUUCCGCACGAUCUCGGACGUGCACCUUCUCCCAUACAAGAAAUAGGUCGCCAGUAUAUUGACGACCCUCCAAGUGCAGCUACAGGUAUGUCUACAAGUGACGCGGGCCACAGUGAGAACCGUAACUCACGAACCAGCCAGUCUGAGCCGCCAGCCUUUGACUCAGCAUCGUCUGUGGGACCCAAUUUUUUCGACGACCUCGAGUCGAACAUUAAAAGACAAGGCGAAUCGAUUCAAGAGCUUGAGGAUUGGAUUACCAAGAUGUCUCCGUCGCAUUCCAAUGGGCUCGAUAGCGCUCCGGCCUCUGUGCCCGGUAUUACACCUGACGAUCAAGCUACAAGCUCCAACGCCAACGGACAGCAACCUGCAGCUCCCACUUUCGAUCUUCAAGAUUAUCUUUCAACUACAGAUCCGAGUAAUAUGAGUCCACUUAUACAGGAAUCGCCGCCGAAACAGCCGGGAAAACGCAGCCUUGCAUCUCAUGAGGGAGUAGAACAAGAAGAUAACGAAAAAGGGCCACAACAAGGCGACCCACGUACGUUGGCAAAAAAGCAAAAGACAAGCAGAGAGCGGAAAACGAACACAUAG
This is a messenger RNA of Lachancea sp. 'fantastica', 1827 nucleotides long. NCBI's taxonomy places the organism in Eukaryota, Fungi, Ascomycota, Saccharomycetes, Saccharomycetales, Saccharomycetaceae. The record is from the annotation of a GenBank genome assembly.